Messenger RNA from Urocitellus parryii (Arctic ground squirrel), 1077 nucleotides. RefSeq names its product C-C motif chemokine receptor like 2 (gene Ccrl2). Gene Ontology annotation, cellular component: cytoplasm; membrane; external side of plasma membrane. Gene Ontology annotation, molecular function: C-C chemokine binding; C-C chemokine receptor activity. The record is from RefSeq and is a predicted model, not a curated record. Gene Ontology annotation, biological process: G protein-coupled receptor signaling pathway; calcium-mediated signaling; immune response. Lineage: Eukaryota; Metazoa; Chordata; Mammalia; Rodentia; Sciuridae.
AUGGAUAAUUACACAGAAGCCCCAGACGACUACGACGUCUUCAUCAGCGAUGAUCCGAAGAAGAACGACCACGAGGUGGUGGAGGUGGAACCACCACCACCGUGUGACAGAUACACGGCCCAGGUCCUCUCAGCCCAGCAGGUGCUGCCUUUCAGCGGCACCCUGUUGGUGGCCGGUCUCCUGGGCAAUGCCUUGUUUGUGUUUGUCCUGGUCAAAUAUAAAGGACUGAAAUACGUGGACAAAACCUAUUUUCUGAACUUGGCCAUUUCCAAGAUGUGCUUCUUGCUUUUCCUGCCCUUCUGGUUUCACACUGCUCUGGAGAGGAGAAGCGCCGAUGAGCCGCUGUGCUGGGUUUUCGCAGGACUCCGCUCGGUGGGUGUGUUCAGUGAGGCGCUUUUCAACACCCUCCUGAUCCUGCAAAGGUAUGCAGUGUUUUUCCACGUGAGAUGGUUGUCCCCAGCCUUCAGGACGACGCCGGGCACUGUGAUUACAAGUGUUCUGACGUGGGUAGUGGCCUCUCUGGUCGCUUUGCCUGAACACGUGCUUUAUCAACCUCAGGUGGGAUUCCAGGGAGACCAGUGGUGCUCCUUGAGCAGAUCCCACUUUCUGCCAGCUCAUGAGGCCUUCUGGAAGCAUUUUCUGACUCUGAAGAUGAACAUUUUGGUACUGGUUUUCCCGCUGCUCGUUUUUGUAUUUUGCUACGUGCGAAUGAGAAACCGACAGAGGCUCAGGGAGAGUCCGCCGGACCUUUCUAGGCUCCCUUUUGCCCUGACCGCCCUCUUCCUUUUCAUGUGGGCACCCUACAACAUCGUGCUUUUCCUGUCUGCUUUCAAAGAACACUUCUCCCUCCAGGACUGCAAGGGCACCUACCGACUGGACAUGAGCGUUCAGGUCACAGAGAUCGCGGCCAUCGCCCUCUGCUGCGUCACCCCUCUUCUCUGUGUGUUUCGGAACAGGACACUUAGGAGAUACCUCUGCAGGCAGCUCCUCUGGUGUAAGGACACCUCGCCUCAGCCCAGCGAGGGGUCAGACCCAGGUACAUCAAGGCAAGAUGAAGUCCACAGCACUGAAAUGUAA